AUGGCUCUCGAGGAGCCUCCUCUACGUGGACAAGUUGUGAUGAGACUAGGCUCUUUUCUUCUGUUUGUCUUGCUUAGGCUCGAGUUGUCGUGUGCCAGUGCACCAAGUGGACCCUGGGAUGCCUUCAACCUCGCCCCAGAGUCCAAGACGGUGUAUCCAGCUGCAAUCCACUCCUCGCACGGCUCUGUCAAAAACUCAAAUCUACUCGUCAAAAACAAAGGAAAAGCAUCUCUAUCAACCAACGGCUCGUGGAUUGCUCUAGAUUUCGGUAUCGAAGUUGGGGGCCUGAUUUCUCUCAACUUGAACUCCAACCCAUCUCCAUCCUCGUUCUCCCUCUCGUUCACCGAGUCACCCACAUUCAUCCGCUCCUCCGCAUCGGACGACUCGUCCUUUCCCUCCGCGAAUACCACGUACGACGGUGUGCUGCAGGUGUCUGUACCCGCGCACGCAGGGUAUUGGGUGCAACCUGCAUCCUCUCUGCGUGGCGGGUUCAGGUACCUCACCGUCGUAUCCAACUCGGAAAAUGCUAUUACACUGUCGAAUGUAUCCUGUGCUAUCUCGUUCGUCCCGCACUUGGAGAAUAUGCGCGACUACGCGGGGUAUUUCUACGCCAAGGAUCCACAGUCAAAAGAUGAAGAUUUGUUAACGAAAAUUUGGUAUGCUGGUGCGUACACGGUGCAGACUAACACCGUAGCUCUGAACAGCGGCCGGCACGUUCCCUUUUCCCCAGCAGGAUCCUGGGCGAAUGACGCGACAUUAGGCGUUGCAGGGCCAAUCAUCGUCGACGGAGCUAAACGCGACCGUGCUGUGUGGCCUGGUGAUAUGGGUAUCGCUGUGCCCACGCAGUUCGUCUCGACGAACGAUCUGAUUCCGACGCGCAAUGCGCUGUCGACGAUGUUUGCUGCUAUCAACCCUAAAACGGGUGCGCUCCCUGAAUCUGGUCCGCCGCUUAGCCAGCAGGGAUCGGAUACGUACCAUGCAUGGACGCUCAUUGGGACGUAUAACUAUGUUUUGUUUUCUGGGGAUGUUGAGUGGUUGCAGGGUGUGUGGGCGAAUUAUACAAAGGCAGUAGCGUUUUUGGAGGGUAAAGUGGAUGGGACGGGGUUGAUGGAUGUGACAGGUUUGAGAGAUUGGGCGAGGCAGGGCGGGGGAGGGUAUAACGCCGAAGGGAACGCAAUUCUGUACAAGGUGCUCACCACCGCAUCAUCCCUCGCAUCCACCAUGUCCCUCCCCUCCCUCUCCUCCACCUACUUACAAAACGCAACCGCACUCAAAUCGGCAUUCAACAACGCGUUCUGGCUUCCUAGUAAAGGGAUGUAUCGUGAUAAUCAGACGACGACGCUGUGUCCGCAGGACGCGAAUUCGUUUGCGAUCUUGUUUAAUUUGACGGAGAGGGAGGAGCAGAAGAGGAUGGUUAGUGAUGGGUUGGUGGGGAAUUGGAAUGGGAUUGGGCCUGUUGCGCCUGAGUUGCCGGAUACGAUUAGUCCGUUUAUAAGUGGUUUUGAGAUACAAGCACAUUUUGAGGCAGGGAACGACGCGCGGGCGAUGGAGCUCAUUCGCCGUACUUGGGGAUACAUGUUGACCACUGAUCUGUCAGUGCAAAGCACAUUGCUGGAGGGAUUCACAGCGAAUGGAUCACUCGCAUAUCGAUACAACCACGGAUACAACGAUGAUCCAGCAUACACAUCACACAGUCACGGAUGGAGCUCGGGUCCCACUCCCGCGCUGACGUUCUAUGUCCUGGGAAUGACGCUCACGGAACUGCAAGGCAGGACUUGGGCGCUUGCACCCCAUUUUGGAGGUGGGCUGUGCGCUGCGGAGGGUGGUUUCCAGACGGGACUAGGGUGGUUUGGUGUCAAGUGGUCGGCUGUGUUUGGGGAGCAAGGAGAGUUGGAAAGUUUGAUGAUGAGUAUUGAGACACCGGAAGGGACGAAUGGGGUGGUUAUGCUUCCGAAAGGUAUUAAUGGAAGGAUUGCGGUGGAUGGGCCACGAGUAGAGAAUCUGAAUUUGCAGGAUAGUCGGGCGGUUACCUUGAGAUUGAUAGGAGGCAAGCACGAAAUCCAAGUACAUCCCGUCUAA
This is a messenger RNA of Psilocybe cubensis, 2079 nucleotides long. RefSeq lists its product as uncharacterized. The record is from RefSeq and is a predicted model, not a curated record. The transcript has 9 exons. Gene Ontology annotation, biological process: carbohydrate metabolic process. Bases 1 to 2079 code for a protein of 692 amino acids. Lineage: Eukaryota; Fungi; Basidiomycota; Agaricomycetes; Agaricales; Agrocybaceae.